Cebus imitator (Panamanian white-faced capuchin) is the source of this 1021-nucleotide messenger RNA. RefSeq names its product IZUMO family member 4 (gene IZUMO4). The transcript has 10 exons. Bases 101 to 799 code for a protein of 232 amino acids. The record is from RefSeq and is a predicted model, not a curated record. NCBI's taxonomy places the organism in Eukaryota, Metazoa, Chordata, Mammalia, Primates, Cebidae. Gene Ontology annotation, cellular component: nucleus.
GGCGGAGGGGCGUGGCAUAGGAAGCGCCGUUGGUUGGUGCGUGGCUGAGGGGAGUGGCGCGAGCAGCGCCGUUGGUUGGCUGGCGGCGGGCGGGACGGGCAUGGCCCUGUUGCUGUGCCUGGUGGGCAUGACGGCGGCGCUGGCCCACGGCUGCCUGCACUGCCAGAGCAACUUCUCCGAGAAGUUCUCCUUCUACCGCCACCAUGUGAACCUCAAGUCUUGGUGGGUGGGCGACAUCCCCGUGUCAGGGGCGUUACUCACCGACUGGAGCGACAACACUAUGAAGGAGCUGCACCUGACCAUCCCCGCCGAGAUCACCUGGGAGAAGCUGGACCAAGUGGCGAGAGCCGUGUACCAGAGGAUGGAUCAGCUGUACCAGGGGAAGAUGUACUUCCCGGGAUAUUUCCCCAAUGAGCUGCGAAACAUUUUCCGGGAGCAGGUGCAACUCCUCCAGAACGCCAUCAUCGAAAGCCGCAUCGACUGUCAGCGCCACUGUGGCAUCUUCCAGUACGAGACCAUCUCCUGCAGCAACUGCACAGACUCGCACGUCAUCUGCUUUGGCUAUAACUGCGAGUCCUCGGAGCAGUGGAAGUCAGCGGUCCAGGGCCUCUUGAACUACAUAAAUAACUGGCACAAACAGGACAUGAGCAUGAGACCACGCUCUUCCUCCUCCUCCUGGCUCGGGACGCACAGAGCCACCCCAGCCUUCCUGGUAUCGCCAGCCUUCAGGUGUCUGGAGUCCCGACGCCUGGACAAUCUGACCUUGGAAAAUGCCGUCGAGUGUUUCAAGCAGCACUGACGGCGCUGGGCCUGCCCCCACACAACAUGGGGACCGGGACUCAGCCCCCUCCUGUCCUUCUGGAGCUGGGUGGCUGCUGCCUUAGGUCCCCCUCCACCCUGGACUCAGCCCGAGCUGGCCCGGGCCGGGAGGGUGGGGAUGCGGGUGGGCUGCACUGGGCAUCGGCACCUGGGCAGGUCCACGGAGCUCUGGAAUGUGGUGAUUAAAGUCCCUGAUGUUUCU